Molecule: messenger RNA, 3283 nt
Organism: Abrus precatorius (Indian licorice)
Lineage: Eukaryota; Viridiplantae; Streptophyta; Magnoliopsida; Fabales; Fabaceae
Product: putative E3 ubiquitin-protein ligase RF298
Exons: 4
Coding region: 227-2419 (730 amino acids)
Source: RefSeq, a predicted model, not a curated record
ACUAUACAGAGAGAAGGACGUGCCAUGCUUAAAAGCCUCCCAAAGCUCUUGCAGCCUCAGCACAAAUAAAAUAUAAGGAGAGAAAAAAAAAAAAAAACAGAGAAAGUUGUCGAUUUUCUUUCUGAUUCUCCGAUGUUCUAAGAUCGAUCUUUCCUUUGAUUUCCGACUAUUUUCUUCAAUCGGGAAGUUAUAUAUUCUAGGCUGCAAUACUGAGAUUUAGAGCUGAAUGGCAUCAUUGGUUGCUAGUGGUAGUAGUCAAAUGGCUCCUUCGGUUUCUGUCCAAGAAAAAGGAAGUAGGAAUAAGAGAAAAUUCAGGGCUGAUCCACCAUUAGGGGAGCCAAAUAAGAUUAUUCCUUCACCUCAACAUGAAAACCUAAGUUAUGAAUUCUCUGCUGAAAAAUUUGAAAUAUCCCCAGGUCAUGGGCAAUCAACUGCUUCUGACUUGUGUAGUAGCCAAGAUCAUUCUGAUGGGUUGAAGCUUGACCUUGGAUUGUCUAGUCCUGUAGUUUCAUCUGAGGUCAGGCUGAGCCAAACUAAGGAGGAACUCGAGGUGGAUGAAUUCCAUGAUGCUGAUUGGAGUGAUCUCACAGAAGCACAAUUGGAAGAACUUGUCCUGACCAAUUUGGACACCAUCUUCAAGAGUGCAAUAAAAAAAAUUGUGGCAUGUGGCUACACUGAAGACGUUGCUACAAAGGCCAUCUUAAGGUCAGGCAUCUGUUAUGGAUGUAAAGAUACUGUGUCUAAUAUAGUUGAUAAUGCCUUAGCAUUUCUUAGAAAUGGCCAAGAGAUUGAUCCUUCGCGAGAGCACUAUUUUGAUGAUUUAGUACAGCUAGAGAAGUAUGUCUUAGCUGAAUUGGUUUGUGUUCUUCGAGAGGUUAGGCCAUUCUUCAGUACUGGGGAUGCAAUGUGGUGUUUGUUAAUUUGUGACAUGAACGUUUCACAUGCUUGUGCAAUGGACGGUGACCCUUUAUGUAGUUUAGGUAGUGAUGGCAUUGCUGACAGCUGUUCUUCUGUCCAGACUGAAUCACAAUCAAAAUUAGAAACAAAAGGUCGUGAAUUGAGUCUUCCAAGUCCUUCUAAAUCUGUCCCCUCCGGUUCUCAAUCUGAGAAAUCCUUUGUCACAGGAAAUUCUGGUUUGGACAACUCAAAGAAUUCUCAAAUUCUUGGUGAACUCUCAGAGAAAGACAGUGCCAGUGCCAAUUCUGGAUGUGAUUCUAUAGAUAAAUCAUCUAGUACUGCUGGAACAUCUCCUUCUCCCUCAGUGGAAGAAAAGUGUGGGAGUGUUAGAAAGGUCCAUUCCAGUAGCACUAAGAGGGACUACAUUCUUCGACAGAAGUCCUUCCAUGUAGAAAAAGGUUAUCGGACAUAUGGAUCUAAAGGGUCAUCGAGAGGAGGAAAGCUGAAUGGCUUGAGUGGUUUAAUCUUGGAUAAAAAACUUAAAUCUGUAUCUGACUCUACUACCAUAAACUUAAAGAGUGCAUCCUUAAACAUAAGCAAAGCAAUGGGAGUUGAUGUGAUACAAGAAAAUCUUACUGAUUUCUCAUCUAAUGAUGGACCAUCCACCCCAACUGCAUUUAGCCUAGAUUCUACUGAUACUGUUUCCCAAUCAACCGAUGCUUCAUCUUCAGUACAUGAAGCAAAUGUUGUACCAGCAGUUGAUAGUCCAAAUGCAUUAUCAGCUACAGACACUGAUCUUUCUCUUUCUUUAUCUUCAAAAAGUAAGUUUUCUACAACAUCUAUCUGCUGCAAUAAUGAAGCACCUAAUACUAGUUGUGUGGCAAUACCGUAUGACAAGUCCCUUGGGCAAUGGAUACCCCAGGAUAGAAAGGAUGAGAUGAUUUUGAAGUUGGUCCCAAGGGUUCGGGAGCUGCGAAAUCAGCUCCAAGAAUGGACAGAGUGGGCAAAUCAGAAGGUUAUGCAGGCUGCUCGUCGGCUGAGUAAGGAUAAGGCUGAGCUUAAGACACUAAGGCAAGAGAAAGAUGAAGUCGAGCGUCUUAAAAAAGAGAAGCAAUCUCUGGAGGAAAAUACCAUGAAGAAGCUUUCUGAGAUGGAAAAUGCCUUGUCUAAAGCAAGUGGACAGCUAGAACAAGCUAAUGCUGCUGUCCGGAAGCUUGAGGUGGAGAAUGCUGCACUCAGAAAAGAGAUGGAGGCUGCUAAGUUACGUGCUGCAGAAUCAGCCACAAGUUGUCAAGAGGUCUCAAGGAGGGAAAAGAAGACCCAAAUGAAGUUUCAAUCAUGGGAGAAGCAGAAAUCCUUGUUUCAGGAAGAGCUAAUGACUGAAAAACAUAAAUUGGCUCAGCUGAAGCAGGAGUUAGAGCUAGCUAAAAUGCAACAGGAGCAAGUUGAGGUUCUAUUCAUCUUGUGGCUGCAAGACUUGUCCUUUAAUCAAAGUAUUGAUACUAGAAUCACAAAAAUGUGAAUGUGAUCUUACUGGAGAGUGAAACAUGAGAGUACAGUGUGGUACACAUGCAUCACUUGCAUGAUUCCGCAGAUGCACCACUCGCAUGAUUCUGAAGAUGCCAUCAUUUUCACUGUUUAAAUGCCAAAUGAGUUAUGUUACUGCGUCUGUUCUCAUCAUAAAGAAAAAUAUCACAGGCUAGAUGGCAGCAGGUAGCAAAGGCAAAAGAAGAACUCCUCCUAGAGGCAAAUUCUAUAAGAAAAGCAAGGGAACAAAUCGAGGAGUCAACAAAAUCGAAGGAAAAUAUGAUCAAAUCAAAAGCAGAAGAGAAUCUGCAUAGGUACAGAGAUGACAUCCAGAAACUUGAAAAAGAAAUUGCAAUACUGAGACAGAAGACCGACUCUUCCAAAAUUGCUGCACUGAGAAGGGGCAUUGAUGGAAGCUACGCCAGCAGCUGUAUGGACACGAAAAUUGGCGCCACCCCAGAAGAAUCCAGGGCGAGUUUUAUCUCAGAACUGGUUACAAAUUUAAAUGACUAUACUUUAACAGGAGGUGUGAAACGAGAAAGGGAAUGUGUGAUGUGCCUUUCUGAGGAGAUGUCUGUUGUAUUCCUCCCUUGUGCUCAUCAAGUUGUUUGCACAACAUGCAAUGAGCUCCAUGAGAAACAAGGUAUGCAAGAUUGUCCCUCUUGCAGAAGCCCCAUCCAUAAGCGUAUUUCUGUACGUUAUGGCCGCACAUAAUUUAUUUACUUUACUCAAUUGAGAGUUUUGAAUAACUUCUGUGGGACUCUUGCAAAGAAUAAUACAUUCAGAUCAUGCAUCUCCACUUCAGAUACAUUUUAAGUUGCUUACAAUGUCAAGGUUGAUUUUCCCCCUUCACUUUUUU